AUGCCUUCAACGACGUGGCUCUCGCGAUCCCAUUGGGACGCCCUGUCACCUAUUCGGCAGCUCAAGCACGCGUCGUCGUCGAAGAGCGCGCGCGCGCUCGGUGCCAGCACCCUCUCCUCGACGACCGCGCCUCGAGGCUACCCGCCACCUCCUUCCGCCACUCCCCGCGACUCGCCUGCACCCGCCGCGCCCUCUACGCCCAUUCGGAGGCCCGUGGGAACCGCGCGAUCGCACGAGCGCCCGAGCGCGGUGGACGCGCGGCCCUCGGCGCUCGACCGUCGCGUCGACUCUCGCGGCGACCUCCCUCCUCCUCCUCUCUCGCGUCCUCUCGCCCGCUCGACGCGCCAACCGGACUGCGAGGACGAGCGAUGGCUCCGCUCUCCUCGCAGCCGACAGGCCCCGGCUCACGACGCGAGCGAAGAACGCGCGCUCGCGCGCACCCAACGCGAAGAACGCGCGCGCGCGUGCACCCAACGCGAAGACGACCGACCGUCCCGCAGCGCGACACGCAACGAGACGGCCCGCGCCCACGCGCAACGCGACGCGCCGUCGACACGCGCGGUCUCGCCGCCCCGGUACGAGCAAACGCGAAUGCGCACGCACCACGAGCGCGCAGCCCAGGUCGCCGCGCAAGCCACGCCGGCACUCGACGCGGCGUACUCGACAGCGCGCAGGCUCGCCGCCCACAACGCGAACGGCCGCGACUCGGAGGGCGAGGGUACGCGACUCGCGAACGCGAGCUCGACGACAAGAGCGGGGGUAGGGGAGAGAGGGCGAGAGGGUACAACGGUGAGUAGCCAGGUCCGUCCAUCCUCUGCGCUCUCCCAGCCGCCUCGUCCUCGCGUACCCCCGGCGCACCUGCUCGCGAUGGAUGCGCUCGCGCUCGUUACGCGCAGCGCGCUCUCUGCGGCUCCCUCCUCCCCGUUCGACGCACCAUCGCCUCGGUUACCGCCCCCGCGCGCCCUCUCGCCGUGCUCGCAAGGGCGAGCGGACGUCUACGCGUACUUCGCGGCUCAAGCCCUGGUGUCCGAGCAACGCAAACAAACACGCGCCAUCGCGCAACGGGACGACCCGCCCGCUCGUCCCUUCAUGCUCGACGAGCCUACGUCUGAGCAUCCGCCGGCCGCUCAGGCUCUCUCACCUGGCACGCGUACGCCCGUGGAAUGCACUCGCGUACCUCCUGUCGAAGCGUCCUUGUCGAUACGUCAACGAGACGCACUCGCGCAUGUCGAGCACACCCACCGCUCUCCGGCUCCACCGCCCCUGUCCGACGCGUCUCUACGCUCGCGCCGCCCGGUAGCCGACUCGUCCCCGCGCACUCCCCUGCACCCGAUUGCGAACGGCACGCAAGUCUCUGCGCACCGACCACGGUCCGACAUUCGUGCGCACGCGCCCCCUCCAGCCUAUUGCGAGGAUGAUCAACGCGCCUGCGGCCAGCGCGAGGAUGCUCAACCCUCCGGUGAAGCGCUGCGCGAGACACGUGUUCCCGCGCAAUACGAAGACCGGCCCGCUCGCGCCAUGUCACCGCGCUCGCGCGCUCGAGCCUUGCGUGCACACGAAGAGCGCCAGCUCGACGCCGAAAUAUCAGCCGCGAGGGCAAUCCGGGCAGCGGCCGCUGCGAAGCGUAGCCUCGCUCUCUCCCUACGCGAAGAUAUACGUGAGGAGCGCAAUCGUACCGCGGUACGGCCGCGCGAAGACCAAGCCGCCGGUGACGCGACUCGAGAGGAUGCGCGCGUGCGCUGCGCUCUCCCCCCGGUCAGCAGCGAAGUCGUGCGAACCACCCGCACAUCUCGCGACUGCCCAGCCCCGGCUCAGGGAGAUUGCCAAGCCCUAACAGGCACACCGCGCCAAUGCGAGGUGCGGGCUCAUGCCGCCUCGACGCAGGAGCUGAGUCUACGCUCGAUGGAAGCCUCGCGCGCGGUGCAGCCCUGCGAUUCGAACCAUUCAUCUGGGGAACGGCUCACUACGUGCACGAGCUCCGCGCGUUCGACCCAGUACGAUGCGCCUGCCCCUUCCGAGCGCGCACAACGCUUCAAGCUCCCGCCGCACUCGCGUCCCAUUGACCGCGCGACGCAUCAAGCCCCGCUUCCGCAACAAAUCGAUGGGCCCGCUCCUGUCGAAGGUGUGCGCGAGCCUUCCUCUCCUGCACGCUCACCCUCGCCUUCGUUCAAGCGCUUCGCGGGCUCGCCGGUGCAAUACCUUGCAGCCUCUCAUGGGAAAACCAAUCUCCCUCGCCGUUCGCCGCUAGUUGCGGGUUCUCCAACGGUGGACAUUCCUGCGUCUCGCCGCUCCGCGCCCCACCCCUCGUCUCCGACGCAGCGAGAACACUGGCCAACCCCGGUGCGCACAAGUCAAACGUUCGAAGCCACCUUGCGAUCUGCGCGGUCAAGCACGUCGAAUCGCCCGAGUAAGGCACUACCGGCUGCGAGUACGGGCAGCCACGAUGGCUCGCGCGGUAGACACUCCCCUCCCUUGCCAUCGACGUCGGGUACGCUCGACGCCUGUCCGCCCUCUGCUUGUUCGCCCUCGGUCUCGACGGACAGGCGCAGCUCCCCGCCUUCCCAAGCAAUCAGCCUACCCGCCGACACGGAAUCCUCUGGUCUCCCUCCGCAACGCGAAAACCUCGUGCGGUUCUGGAGUAGUUUCCUGCGGAAACCUCAGGCUCCAGCAAGUGUGUGA
This is a messenger RNA of Rhodofomes roseus, 2679 nucleotides long. RefSeq lists its product as uncharacterized. NCBI's taxonomy places the organism in Eukaryota, Fungi, Basidiomycota, Agaricomycetes, Polyporales, Fomitopsidaceae. The record is from RefSeq and is a predicted model, not a curated record. The coding region runs from base 1 to 2679 and encodes 892 amino acids. The transcript has a single exon.